Gadus morhua (Atlantic cod) is the source of this 849-nucleotide messenger RNA. It is a transcript of the gene fcer1gl, whose product is annotated as Fc receptor, IgE, high affinity I, gamma polypeptide like. Gene Ontology annotation, cellular component: Fc-epsilon receptor I complex. Gene Ontology annotation, molecular function: IgE receptor activity. Lineage: Eukaryota; Metazoa; Chordata; Actinopteri; Gadiformes; Gadidae. The record is from RefSeq and is a predicted model, not a curated record. The transcript has 5 exons. The coding region runs from base 148 to 432 and encodes 94 amino acids. Gene Ontology annotation, biological process: cell surface receptor signaling pathway.
CAUACUGUCUGAACGGACAGAGAGCCACUCUGCUUCCUGGUAGAAGCUACUGUCAGCGCUCUGUCGUCGUCGACAUCAAUCCGAGAGACACAUUGCAACUCAAACCGAUUUGAUCUUCUCCGCCGACAAAACCCACCUGGUGAAAGGAUGAAGACCAUGAUGCGAGGGGCUCUCCUGGCCGUCCUUCUGAUGGUCAACCUAAGCUGCGUCGACGCCUUCGAUGACAUGAAGGUCUGCUACGUGCUGGACGCUAUUCUGAUCGCUUACAGCAUCGUUCUGACGGUCCUCUACAUUAGGCUCAAGCUCUAUCCCGCUACUCCACCUCAAGAUCAUCCUGAGAAAAGUGAUGCAGCAGGGAUAUAUUCAGGCCUGACCCCACAUAUUUCAGACACCUACGAGACCAUCAGGGUGGAGAAGAAAGCUCAGAUGUGAUCCCUGAAGAAAUGAUGCGUUGUGCGAUCAUGGGCUGUCGUCGUCUGAAGAGAAGGGGCUGCUCACUGACCCCAGGUUCCACCCAGCGGUUGCUUUAAGCUUGUUGGCCAGUAGGAUUGUAUGCAAUAGAGUUAGUAUGUUUAUUUUACUUUUGUAGCUGGUAAUAAGGGCAUAUAUGCCAAUAGUGUAUUGCUAACAUGCUUUUUGAAAGACAUUUAGAUUAGAUUAAAGCAAUGUAUAAUUAAUUCAUCUUCAACAUGAUAUAUAGGCUAAUAACUUUUGAUCCCUGCCAAAAAUAUAUUUGUGUGUAUAUAUUUUAUAUUAUAUUAAUAUGUGUCUUGACGUUUUAAUUUCCAACUUUUAAGUGUAUAUUUUAUUGCAUUACAUUUCGACAAAUAAAACCAAGAACACAGACUG